This is a messenger RNA of Arachis duranensis, 1769 nucleotides long. RefSeq lists its product as uncharacterized. The record is from RefSeq and is a predicted model, not a curated record. The transcript has 6 exons. Bases 189 to 1496 code for a protein of 435 amino acids. Lineage: Eukaryota; Viridiplantae; Streptophyta; Magnoliopsida; Fabales; Fabaceae.
AAGAAAACAAUGGAAGAAGAGAGAGACAAAGAGAGGGUGGAUUGUGGAAGUCGAAUCAUGUAACUAAUUUGUACUAUAGCGUAGAAUUUUGGCAGCUUUUGCCGUUAGGGUAAUCGUGUAGCAGCUGUUAUUUUUUCCCUCUCAAAACGCAAAAAUUUGAAUACUCAAAUCUCAAACGUUCAAAUUCAAUGGACGAUACUUCUGCAAAUGAACACGCUCCUCACCACACGCCUCCUCCGCCUCUCGUAUCCGUAGCUCCCUUCUCCACCGCCGGGCGCCGCCUCUCUGCCACCUUCCAACGGCGGUCCAGCAUCCCUGUCCCUUCGGAUAAGCCUCCGGUGGCGUGGAUAUCCCUGCAGGGACGGCUGGUUAACACCGAGAAUGCCAGCUCAGCUAGAACCGUUGGGCUAACCGGAGAGGAGGCGCUUGCGUGGGAGCUCUUCACACCUGUUCAGAGGUUUCUGUUAGUUGCGGUUAUUGCCGUUGCAGUUUCUGAGUCCAAGAAGAACAAGCAGAUAUGGAACCUUAAGAAGUCCGUUGAGCUUAGGGACCAGGUGCUAUCAAGCAUGCAGCAGAAGCUUGACGAUCUUUGUGAGCAGUUAAACAGCACUAAAGAGCUCUCAACUGCUGCCUUCAACAAAUCAUCAAACAAGGAUGGAGAAUUGCAAUCGAGUGAGGCAUUUGACGCUGAGAAAAUCAAGUUUGUUGAUUGUGGUUGUUGGCAUUGUGAACAACAUUACGACCUUUUCAAUGAAUUGGGUGCAUCUAUUACAAGAGAUUCCAUUGGAAAUGAGUCUAUCCAAUGCAAGAAUUCUUUCUCUAAUGAAGAACAAGAGGAACGAAGAAUGUCUGAUUUGUCAGAUUGGGCUUCAAGUGUCACCUCUUCUGCAGAAAUUCAGUUAAACAACUUGGUUGUAGAACAAGAUAUUUAUAAUCUUAAGAGGGAUUGUGAAGAGAAAGAUGCAACAAUUAAGAAUCUAACCACCCUGAUGAAAUCCUCUGAGGCUGCUAAUUACAAGAGGGCUGCUGAACUAGAAGACAUCAUACGUAGGAAGAAUUCGACGAUCUCAAAAUUAAAGAAGGAUUUGGUGGUUCUAGAACAAAAGGUUAUGCAGCUUACCAGAGAACGCCGAGCCUCCUUCACUGCCGGUGAAUCCAACGGUAGCAGUGUGCUGCCUCAAAUGAGGGACAAUCUCAUCUAUGAUAUGGAUAGCACUAGCAGUCCUUCAUCUUCCGAUUCAGAUAGUACUCCAAUCAACAAUGCAAGAGAUACUCCACAUUAUUCGCCUUCAGCAAGGAAUCAGAAAUCUGCCCCUGCAAAAGUACCUAGAUCUCGAUCCGUGAGUCCUCUUAAAGAAGUUUCAAGUAACAGGAAAUUCAAUGCAGCCUCCUCUUCGAGCCAAAAGCAACUGUCAGCUCGUGGGGACUUGAAAAAGAGUAGAAGAAGGUCUCUUGGUGGGGCUAAGAGUGCAUCUGGACAUAAGAGAUGGGUGUAAGAUAUUUGGUAAGUAAUCAUGUCCUUUUGUUCACUCCUGAUACAACUUCUCUGUGGUGUUGAUUCUCAAAGUUGAUUUUUAAGGUAAUGAGUAAUGACUAAAGUGCAGGUGCCUUUUGUUUAUUCCUUGUCGGUUGAAUAAUGUUCUGUAAUUAUCCAACCCAAUGGAAUGGUGUCUACAGAAUGUAGUAAAGAUAUAUAUAGUAGGAUUAUAAUGAUAAUACUUGCAUGUAAGUGUUGUACUUGCUUGCUGCACAUUGGUAAAUUACUUCCA